GAACUAUGAUAGAGAUAGGGAUAUAAAUGAUGUCAAUUACUUCCCCUCCCGUUUCUUCACGGAAAUGUCUCAUAUCGUGGGUGUCAGAAUGUGCUGAUAAACUGAAGAAUUGUGGGGUCCGAUUUGGUGAGGGCAGGGAUAGAACAGAACGGGACAGGCAUACGGCCCUGACGAAGGGCAAAGGGGCACGACCCUGUUGAUUCACUUGACUGGACUUCAUCUACUCGGAAGAAUUGCCGAAGAAUGUUAUAUAAACGGCGAUAGAGCCAGCCUAUCUACCCUGAUAUUCAAACACAAUCUAUCAGAGCUCUAAUAUCUAUCUUAAGAAAAGAAACAGCGCCGCUCGCUCUCAUACCUCUAUCAUCGCCAUCAAAGAAAGAGAACCAAGAUGCACUUCAUCAAAAGCACAGCGGUCCUCGCAGCCCUCACCUCUCUAGUCACCGCCGCACCGGCUUCAUCUUCAUCUCUAUCUCCAGCGCUAUCUCCCUCAUCCUGCACAACAAUCUACCCAACAAUCGCACGGGUCGACGAAUCCCUCCCCCAGGCAUCCUACCUCCCAGGGUUCCACGUCUCACAAGAAUCAUCCGGCUCCGGCAAACAAGACGUCUUCGCCGAAUUCACCGUCCCCGAAGGCGUCUGGGGCUGCACACUCUCCUACUACUUCCCAGCCGGCGAACCAGUACACAACAUCGGCGAGGGAAACGGCCCGCCCGCCGUGGAAGUCUUCUCCGUUACACCCGCGGGUUUGUUAAGCCGCACCCCGCGCGGAAUCGAUAUUUCUUGGGACAAUAGCCCCGCGAAGAAGAAUCUCGUUGGCAGUGUGCAGUUUGAGUCGAGUCCGUGGCAGGCGACGAGUCGGGUGGUCAAUAGCUUUGCUUGUGAGAGUACCAUGACGUACAGACUUAGUGUGUCUGAGGGACAGAUGGGCAGGGCGGGCGUGGAGUUUGUCCAGAGUGAGGAGGCCGGGUUGAGGAUGAGUUAUAACUGUUGAUUUCUUCUUCAUCGUUCGUUUCCUGUCAAUUGCUGGUGUUUAGUCGUGUUUUGUUGGUACAUAUGUGCAUUUGGCUGCUGUCUUGUCAAUGCGCACAACCAGACGAUAGCCAGUUCAGUUCAGUGUAUGUAAUUAACUUGAUAAUCCUAUCAUCUUGUUUUGUCAACCCGAGGCAGCGUCACGGCGUAGCAUUCAUAUGACACGCCCAGUAGAAGAUCACAUCCCUCGGGAUCUGCGCGGCCUCAGGCCGGACCUUCCUACCAUAUAGUCAUAAACCCCGAUCCGGGGGCUCGGUGUUUUGGGGGGUCAUGUGCCUAUGCACAUUCUCAAUACCGCC
Aspergillus versicolor CBS 583.65 is the source of this 1328-nucleotide messenger RNA. RefSeq lists its product as uncharacterized. The transcript has a single exon. Bases 389 to 991 code for a protein of 200 amino acids. The record is from RefSeq and is a predicted model, not a curated record. NCBI's taxonomy places the organism in Eukaryota, Fungi, Ascomycota, Eurotiomycetes, Eurotiales, Aspergillaceae.